Molecule: messenger RNA, 2827 nt
Organism: Pseudoliparis swirei
Lineage: Eukaryota; Metazoa; Chordata; Actinopteri; Perciformes; Liparidae
Gene: rras
Product: RAS related
Exons: 6
Coding region: 336-926 (196 amino acids)
Biological process (GO): signal transduction
Cellular component (GO): plasma membrane
Molecular function (GO): GTPase activity; GTP binding; GDP binding
Source: RefSeq, a predicted model, not a curated record
GACACACACUCACUCACACACUCUGCUGCUGCGGUCUUUACUUGUUGCUCCGGCGGGACUGAGUGACGUCACGUGUGCGCGUGCGUCGUUGUAGAAAACAUGAGUAAAGUUUAACUUUGAAGCUGCGCCGCUCAACUCGUCUCGUGCUGGUCUCUCCGGUCUCUCUUGUGGUCUCUGCUGGUCUCUUCUGGUCUCUACUGGUCUCUUCUGCUACCAUCCACGGAAACCCGGCGGAUCUGCUCCGCUACUUUUUUGCUCCAGGCUCGGCUCGGCUCGGCUUCAGGCCCGCCCUGGACAGUUUCUGAUCCGGACGAAAAUCCCAGUUGGACGCCAGUAUGAGUAGAGACGAGGAGCGGUUCAAACUGGUGGUGGUGGGAGGAGGAGGGGUGGGCAAGAGCGCCCUGACCAUCCAGUUCAUCCAGUCCUACUUUGUGUCCGACUACGACCCCACCAUCGAAGACUCCUACACCAAGAUCUGCACCGUGGAUGGAAAGGAGACCCGGCUAGACAUCUUGGACACCGCCGGUCAGGAGGAGUUUGGAGCGAUGAGGGAGCAGUACAUGCGCGCAGGAGAAGGCUUCUUGUUGGUGUUUGCACUCAACGACCGGGGCAGCUACCACGAGGUCCAGAAGUUCCACACCCAGAUCCUGAGAGUCAAGGACCGGGACGACUUCCCCAUGGUGCUGGUGGGAAACAAGGCGGACCUGGAGCAGCAACGAGUGAUCUCCAGGGAGAACGCUCAGGCGUUCGCCAGAGAGAACCGGAUCCACUACAUGGAGGCUUCCGCCAAGAACCGCUGCAACGUGGACGAGGUCUUCCUGGAGCUGGUGCAGAUCAUCAGACGGUUUCAGGAGAUGGAGUGUCCUCCUCCUCAAACGCAUCACGCAAGGAAACAGAAAAGGGGCUGUCCAUGUGUCAUCCUCUGAGAGCGAGAGAGAGAGCAAGCGAGAGAGAGAGAGUGAGAAAGCGAGAGAGAGAGACCACUGAGCUGACUGUGUUACACUGCGUGGAGAAACCAUUAUUCCCAGUGCCAUGUCAAACAUUUCACACUUUUCCUAAAUGCCUUAAUGUGCUGCCUUGUUGCAUGUAGUCCUGCAGGGGGCAGCAGACCCCCGCUGCAGCAUUCUGAUCAGGCCUUGGUCUAGAACCCCUGGUCCCUCAGUAUAGAACCCCUUGUCCCUCGGUAUAGAACCCCUUGUGCCUCGGUAUAGAGCACCUGGUCCCUCGAUAUAGAAACCCUGGUUCCUCGGUCCAGAACCCCUGGUCCUUCGUUCUAGUACCCUUGGUCCCUCGGUAUAGAACCCCUUGUCCCUCAGUAUAGAGCACCUAGUCCUUCGAUAUAGAACCCCUGGUCCCUCGGUCUAGAACCCCUGGUCCCUCGGUCUAGAACCCCUGGUUCCUCGGUCCAGAACCCCUGGUCCCUCGGUAUAGAACCCCUGGUUCCUCGGUCCAGAACCCCUGGUCCCUCGGUAUAGAACCCCUGGUCCCAGAACCCCUGGUUCCUCGGUCCAGAACCCCUGGUCUCUCGGUCUAGAACCCCUGGUCCCUCGGUCCAGAACCCCUGGUCCCAGAACCCCUGGUCCAUCGGUAUAGAACCCCUGGUCCCUCUAUCCAGAACCCCUGGGCCCUCAAUCCAGAACCCCUGGUCCCUCUAUCCAGAACCCCUGGUCCAUAAAUCCAGAACCCCUGGUCCAUCGACACAACUGACACCAGCUGCAUGAAGAAGACUCUAAUUCAGUUUUCAGUGCAGUAGUAUUCAUGACGCCAAAACUUGUUUCUGCAUUUGCACAUUUAAUUUGACUCAAAUACUCUGUGGAUGUUCGUUCUGCUGAUACUGCCUUCUGGUACUUUGUCUUUCUUUUGAUAUAUCUGUUCAUUUGGUUGUAAGGGACACAGCAUCAAUGUCUUCAUAUAAGAUAUAGAUGUAUAAUAAUGUUUGAGAGCUCUCAACUGCAUCCCAUGGUCUUCAUUGGAUGACGGUUGGUCUCCAUGGCGAUGGCUCCAUCGUCAUCCCGUGACAUCUUACGUGUGUAACUUCAGUCCAGGGUGUGAAUGAGCUGCUGGAUCCUUACAGCUCUCUCACAUGUGAUGUCAUACACCACGCCUGUCUCAAGGGCUGAGGGUCAUGACAUCUGAGCGACCUUCGUUCACCAAUGAAGGCCGUGUUUUGAGGUUGAAAGCUCUGGAAAUAAAGCUAAUAAUAUGAGGUUAUGAUGUCUUUCAGUGGAUGGGAAGCACUUUUUGUUUUAGGUCUUGAAGGUGUGUCGUAUUCUAUGUUGCCCAUCAUAUCGCAUAUUAUCCCCACUGCAACGUCACGGGAGCCUAAAGAUGGCCGAGCCCUCGUGGCCCCGCUUGUCAUAUCUGGACUCUGGACUUCCGUGUAACCAACAGACGCACCAGCUGUGUGUGAGUCCUAGCCCCGCCCCCAACGGUGCAGUAGCCCCAGCCCACCAGUGGAGGUCACUGUUGCAGCGACGAGGACGAGCAGCUGGCUUCCUCAGUGCUGGGAGGCAUUGGUACUGCUGUUGGUGUUGUUGUUGUGGGGCGUUAAUCACUUCACAUCUUCAACCGCUUUUUUAUUUUCAAGGAGAGAUUACCUCGUUAAGAACAAUGAAAUACAAUCUCUCGUAUAUAUCUUCUAUAUGUCCGCUCAUAUCCACCUUCUCACCGGUCAUCUUUAAUGCUUUUAAUGUUUACUUAUUUCCCCUUUUUUAAAAUAAGAAUUCAUAUGUAUAUCUAUAUUACUACCUGCAAUUCACAUCUUUCAGUUUUGUAUUAAAAUCAGUCAAAACUCUUUUAUACGUUAUUAAAAACAUUUACAACUUAA